This is a messenger RNA of Botrytis byssoidea, 855 nucleotides long. RefSeq lists its product as uncharacterized. The transcript is spliced from 2 exons. Lineage: Eukaryota; Fungi; Ascomycota; Leotiomycetes; Helotiales; Sclerotiniaceae. The record is from RefSeq and is a predicted model, not a curated record. The coding region runs from base 1 to 855 and encodes 284 amino acids.
AUGGCCGAGGCUGCUGUUGCUGCCGUCAGCCUUGGUGCGUUGGUUAUAGGCUUCAUUGGACUGACAGGUCAAAUACUUCAAGGCUGUCAAUAUAUUUGCGACUGUUUCGAUGACAUUAAUGGCGCACCGAAAGAAAUACUAAACAUACUUGAGCAGCUUAAAUGUUUCGAGAAAGGGCUUCGAAACUUUCGAUAUACCCUCGAAAAGGUGAAGCAGUCCACAGACAUAUCAGAGUCAGAAGACGAGAUCAAACUAGCCCUGGAGCUUAGUGGGCUUACUGUCAAAGAACUUCAAGAGUUUGUCAAUAAGUACAAGCGUAAUGGGAGGAAUGAUUGGUGGAGAAGCUUUAGAUUCGCCAAAUAUGCCAGCAGACUCUACCAGGCGAAGAUCGAUAUCAUCGGCAUACGAUCCAGAUUGAAUCUUAUGAUUACCAGGGACAUACAACAGAUGGUAAUUGCAACUGCCACCACAAAAUCUACUACCAGUGCCUCGACAGCCAUAAUAACUACACAAACCAUCCAAGCUUCGAACAGAAAUGAAGUUCUUAUUCGUGAUCGGACCUACGAAGAUGUCACAUAUGCCAUUCACAAAGAUGUUUACGCUGGACUUGACCCAAUUUUAGCGCAAAUGGUCAAGAACACUGUCAACAUAGCUCUAAAAGACUUCAAUUUCAACAAUCGGUCUGAUAAUGGCGCUGAAACCGUAAGCAAGAACUCGCUUGGAAACAAUGAACCGUUGCCGGUAACCAGAGAUUGUGGUGGUAGCCUCUUAGAUGGGCUUACCAAUUCUAGGGUUGUGAAGCAAACUACUACAAGAAGCACAAUUAAUGCUUGGCUAGCGACGAUAGUUAUUUGA